AUGAUUGAUGGAAGGUCUUACGUUGUGCAACAAGGGAUGGCUGGCGGAAAGACCACGCGCUUCGGUCCGGCUGCCGCAAUCGUGGCAACGUCGGUAUUGAGAAAAUUGCCAAUUUUCAUCUUUCCAAAUUCCAUCAUCAAUCAGAACAUUUUGCAACUGCAACAGUGGCUUUUUGACUUUUUCGGCAAAAGGGUUUUUGAAUUCAAAGCAGAACGAUCUCCUUACGGGUACAGCGAACAGUAUUUGCGAUAUCUGUACUAUCGCCUUACAAUGGCCCAUGAUCGCGGCGAUGUGUUUGUGUCUUCGAUGAACAGCAUCCAAUGCCUGCUGAAUGCUAGGAAGGAACUGUUUUUGCAAAACACGAAGACGUCAAAGAGAUCUCUUGCUUGGAUUUUGAGGAUCUUGCACUUCAUUGAGCACUAUUCGAUAUUUGUGCUCGACGAAGCGGAUGAAAUCAUGGAUGCUUUUAUUCUGUACAACUUUGACACAAACGAGCACGAUGAAAAAGACUCGAAGAUAAUUGAUGUGCUCAUUGAGUGUUUUCUGUUUUUGAGAACCGAAAGGAUAUUCCGAUCGAAAACUGGAGCCCCGAUCACAAUUUUUGAGAUCAAGGAACCUCUUAUGCCAUCUACUGCUGGGCCUUUCA
Mitosporidium daphniae is the source of this 646-nucleotide messenger RNA. RefSeq lists its product as uncharacterized. The record is from RefSeq and is a predicted model, not a curated record. The transcript has a single exon. NCBI's taxonomy places the organism in Eukaryota, Fungi, Microsporidia. The annotation marks the transcript as partial.